Messenger RNA from Mycotypha africana, 1346 nucleotides. RefSeq lists its product as uncharacterized. NCBI's taxonomy places the organism in Eukaryota, Fungi, Mucoromycota, Mucoromycetes, Mucorales, Mycotyphaceae. The record is from RefSeq and is a predicted model, not a curated record. The transcript is spliced from 3 exons. Bases 247 to 1077 code for a protein of 276 amino acids.
AAACAAAAAAAAAAAAAGCCCACGAGCUCACACAAAGUAAAAGCAAGCAGUCUCACAGGAUGACCGCGUCCGACGGCCCCCCCUUCCCCGUUGCCAUCACCAGAUAAAUAAACUGAACGAUGACCUCCAAACCGUUAGUUUUCGGUUUUCUUCUCCCUUUUCUUCAUUUCUCUUUUUCUCUACUACGUUUUAAAAUUUUCUUUUGUUUUUUUCUACGUCUAAUUUAUUUCCGUCGUCCUUACUCCAAUGGAAUUCAUAGAGCUAUUAAAGAGUACAAAGCAAACGCCUCGUCUUUCUGAAGAAGAGCAAAGAAAGUUAAAUAAUGUCCUUAGCAAUAUCGGUGAGAAUGUUGCUGAAUUGGCCGGACUUUUAUUAAAAGCCUAUCACUUGAUUCCUGAGGAUACGCCCAUUGAAAUAAGGAAGCCUGAAUUUAUUGAUUCCAAGAAAAAAACUGCUAGCCCUAGCAAUGGUACUGUCUAUCCAAGUACUAGUGAUGCCUCUACCGCAUCAAAAAAACGUAAACGAUUUCCUGGGGAACCGAAACCUCCUAGAUCCUCAUUCUUUCACUAUUUGGAGGAUGCUCGUAAAAAAUUGUUAACCGACACUUUUCCGGCUGGCACAGAUGCCAUAGCACAAACUAAAAUUAUUGCCGUUCAAUGGAAGAAUUUACCUAGUGAAGAUAAGCAGGUUUAUACGCUUCGAGCUCAGGAGGAUAGGAACAGAUAUGACAGAGACAUUGAAAUCUAUUGUAAAGAAUAUCCUGAUCGUGCCGCUGAUGUAUUACAAGAAGCGAAGAAAUUCAGAAGAGCUUCCGAGAAAAAGAAGCCGACAGCAGCAGCAACCAACGGAAGCAGAACCAUAGCAUCUGAAAUAGUAGAGGAGCACACUCAAGAUGUUGUAGCAAACAAUAACGAAGUUUCUGAUGAUGACAGUUAUUUCGCAGCAGAUAAUCAGCUUGUAAUUAAAUUGGAAGAUGAUAGCCCUCAAUCCGAUGAAGAAGAGGAGAUCGAUGAGAUCAAUGACUCUGAUAACGAUGAACUGCAACUGGUUGGAAAUAAAAAACAACCCAUUUUCUAAAGGAUUAUACCCCCAAAUAUAAUGGCUAGUGAGCUGCUAUCAAUGUUAUCCUUGAGUUCGUCUACUGCUAUAGACUUCUCCAAAUCUUCUAAUAAAGUAUUCAACGUCAUAAAUCAUUUGUGAAUAAGCUGAGUGAAUAUAGUUGAACUCUAAGCUAAUAUAAUUUCAAGGGAAAACAUACUGCUCGUUUCCUUUACUUGAUUAUAUAAUAUAAUCCAUAUGUAUACAAUAACAAUUAUAACAUCUAAAUAAACUUUUAAUAAAUAUUA